Messenger RNA from Durio zibethinus, 1086 nucleotides. RefSeq names its product F-box protein PP2-B15-like. The record is from RefSeq and is a predicted model, not a curated record. NCBI's taxonomy places the organism in Eukaryota, Viridiplantae, Streptophyta, Magnoliopsida, Malvales, Malvaceae. Gene Ontology annotation, molecular function: protein binding.
GGUUUCAAGACUAUUUUUCUUUAAAAAAAUGGACUGUUUCGACUUGAACAUGUUGCCAGAGAGCUGUGUUGCUGUAAUUCUGUCCCUCACCUCUCCCCCAGAUGCUUGCAAAUCUUCGUUGGUAUCAACUGCUUUUCAUUCAGCAGCAAAAUCUGAUUUGGUUUGGGAGAGGUUCUUGCCAUCUGAUUAUCAUGAAAUUGUCUCCAAGGCUGGUAAUACCUUCAUGUUUUCUUCAAAGAAAGAGCUUUAUCUCCUCCUCUGCAAUCCUGUUCUUAUAGCUGACGGCAAAAUGAGCUUCAAAUUAGAGAGAUCAACUGGAAGAAAAUCUUACAUUUUAUCAGCAAGGAAGCUUUCUAUAACCUGGAGCAAUUAUCCAAUGUUUUGGGUUUGGAAACCCAUCCCUGAAUCAAGAUUCUCAGAGGUAGCUGAACUGAGAACUAUCAGCUGGUUGGAAAUUCAUGGCAAGAUCAGAACCAAAAUGCUUUCUCCAAACACAAAAUAUGGAGCUUAUCUUUUACUGAAAAUCGCUGACCGUGCAUAUGGGCUUGAUUUAAUACCAUCAGAAACAUCUGUUGAAAUUGGCAAUCAAGCAUUCAAAAACACAGCUUAUCUGCGUAGACAAGACAACAAGAAACAGAGAAUGGAAAACUUGUUUUAUUCAAACAGGAAGCAGAUGCUGAAAUCAAGGGUUAUUGAAGGAGAUGAUCGGGUUCUGAGCAAAAGAGAAGAUGGUUGGAUGGAGAUUGAGCUCGGGGAAUUCUUCAAUGGUGAAAAUGAUGAAGAACUGAAAAUGAGUUUGAUGGAAAUCAAGGGUCAUCAGCUUAAAGGAGGGCUUAUAAUUGAAGGCAUUGAAGUCAGGCCCAAAGCUUAGUCCAGGAACAAGAUAGAUAUUUUCCCAUUAUUUAAAGGGUCUUGUCAGGGUGGGGACAUGAGUUUUUUUCUUUGAUGGAUAGAGCUACAAAAAGAUAUUCGGAAAGUACUGUUGUUCUUUUCCCAUGACAAAAAGAGUUAAAUUGAAGAACAAAUGCCUGUAUGUACAGCUAAAAUCAAUAAGAGGACAUCACUCGUUUAUUUCUUUGAUUCUAA